Messenger RNA from Rhopalosiphum padi (bird cherry-oat aphid), 2342 nucleotides. RefSeq lists its product as uncharacterized. The record is from RefSeq and is a predicted model, not a curated record. NCBI's taxonomy places the organism in Eukaryota, Metazoa, Arthropoda, Insecta, Hemiptera, Aphididae. The transcript has 8 exons. The coding region runs from base 766 to 2250 and encodes 494 amino acids.
CGUGCAAAAGACCACGGUAGUGGAGGAGUGGGACGGCCCAUAGUGACGAACGACGUAUCGCGUUUGAACGCUGGGUGAGGUGCGCGAGGCGGCAGCGACAGUUGCGAACUCUAGAACACAUAUCUCACUCACAGACUCGCAGUUGGGGACGAAACGAUUUCGGUUAAUUUUAUCGCUAGUUUUCCCUUAUGGUUUCCGACGGCUGCUGCCGUUUUUCUCAAAAGAAUUUCAUAGUAUUUUUGAACAACCAACAAACGACGACGACAACAACAAACAGCAGCAGCUGACUGGCGGCGGCGCCCGCGACCCGCACUUACGUUCCUGAAUAUUAUGUGUUCGCGUGACGUGUUUUUUACGUCUGGCCAUCCACGAUUAUAGACGUUUAUCUCUACGACGCAUACGAUUAUUAUUGUUAUAUAUAAACACGUCGUGUGUCGUGUGACGUAUUACAGUUGAUUAUAUAAAUACAUAUAGACAUAUAGUAAUAAUAGUUUAUAAAUAUAUAUAUACACACAGUUGAGUACGCUAGGAUUGAGAUUAUACAUAGAAUUAUAAUAACAUUGGCACGCGGAUAGACAGCUGCUAUCGAAGAGUUUUGUGAUAACAGUCAAUACCACCGCCGGUUUGUGUACGUUUAGUCAUAGGAUUUUUUACGUUUCCCUUCCGAGUGGAAAAUCUCUCCCCAGACUUUUUCCACCCUUUCACGCGUGGCAACUUUCAGUUGUGCGAUCUGCGUGCGCCAUUUGUAACUCACGAUUGUGUGUGAUGUCCGACAACAGUGACGGUAACAGAUUGUCUGGACGCGGCGACGUCUAUCGUUCCAGCGAAACAAGUGCGGUGGUCGAUACGCCGUCGGGACAACAACAAACGACAGCAAAUUACAAAACAUUAACUGACAAAAGUUCUAAUGACAUCUUAUCUGAAUACUUAUUGUUGGAGUUGGGGCAGAGUAAAAAGGAAAUAUUCAACUAUGUGCAUUUAAGCCAAUCAAUGAGAAUAACUAACAUCAAUAAUAAUAAAAAAUUGCUCAACACGAUUUUGCACUCCAAGGUAAUAAACACACAGUUGGAAGUAGAAGUUGUAUUAUCGUGUUUGGGAGUCAAUAGUUGUCAAACUCCGUCCAAGCCUCUGCAAGCUAUUAAUACAAAAGACCACAAGAACAGGAAUGAUCACAAAGAUAGAGAUGACCACAAGAACGCAAAUGACCUAAAGCACGAGGAUGACUACAAAGACAGAGUUGACCCCAAGGACAAAGAAAUGAUGUCAUCAUCUAUUGGUCCAUUGAUUUUACAAUUUACACAAUUAGAAGAAUCAAAUUUCAAAAAUCAGUUUUUUGUCACCAGAAGUUCAUUUCAAAUAGUUUGCCGUCAUUUAAUGCAAGAAUACGGAAGUAUGGCAUACAAGAGGACUGAAAUAGAUGUUGAAAAACAAUUGCUGGUUACUCUAACUUAUUUGGGAACUGUUCUGAGUUACAAGGAAAUUGGAUCAAAAUUUAACAUUGCUAUUAGCACAGCUCAUAAAUGUGUUAAUGACGUUACAAAUACAUUGUUUAAACGUAUGGGUGAACUUAUCUAUUGGCCGAUUAAUCAACAAGCUGAUUCAGAAAUAAAAGCAUUCAACGAAAUGCCUGGAAAUCAUUUUCCUGAUAUACUUGGUGUCAUUGGAAUGGUUGACUUGAAAAAAACUUGCACAGCUAAUCCAUCCAAACACACCAAAGAUGGAUCUUCAAUCGCAAUUCAGUGCGUUUGCAACAACAGAUAUCAGUUUUAUAAUGUUUUCACCAGUUAUUUGCUCAAAUCAUCUGUUACCACAUCAACAUUCCUAGAGAGUCCAUUAGCUGAAAUGAUUCUUAAUGAUCCAGACACACUGUUUCCAAACAGCUGGAGUCAUAUUGUCGGACAAUGCUGUUUUCCCCUUCUACCCAAUUUAAUGACUCCAUUUUCUGGUGAUACUUGUAAUACAAUAUCACAAAAUACCUACAAUAAUGCUAUUGAGGUACCAUUAAACAUUAUAAAGUUGGCGUUUGGAAAACUCUUGGGGCGUUUCACAAGACUGUUGUGCUUAGAUUUAUGGGGACAAGACAAAUUUGCCAUACUAAUAUUUGCAGCCUGUUGCUUGCACAACCUAUGUUUAGGUAACAAUGAUGACAUACACUGUCCGCCUUACGAGUGCUGUACUUUUAAAUGUGAUUAUUAUGAUGAGUAUAGUGUUCAAAAACGGCGAGAAAUAUGCUCCAAAAUUAAAUCUUAAGUUCUAUAAACCACAGGUUAAUUGUUUAAUACAAUAUUGUACAAAUGUAUAUAAUUUAAGUAAAUAAAAUUAACAACAAAGUAAGCAUUGAA